This is a messenger RNA of Harpia harpyja (harpy eagle), 3484 nucleotides long. RefSeq names its product isovaleryl-CoA dehydrogenase (gene IVD). Lineage: Eukaryota; Metazoa; Chordata; Aves; Accipitriformes; Accipitridae. The transcript is spliced from 13 exons. Gene Ontology annotation, cellular component: mitochondrion. The record is from RefSeq and is a predicted model, not a curated record. Gene Ontology annotation, molecular function: flavin adenine dinucleotide binding; 3-methylbutanoyl-CoA dehydrogenase activity. Gene Ontology annotation, biological process: L-leucine catabolic process. The coding region runs from base 245 to 1360 and encodes 371 amino acids.
GGAUUGCGCGGAGCUCGGCGGCGCCAAACGUUGGGGCUGCUGCGGCGGGGCUGCGCGGGCUUGGCGGUGGACGACACGGUUAACGGGCUGAGCGAGGAGCAGCGACAGGCAUUCGCAUAUAAUUAAAUGAAACCGUAAGCAGCUACUGGAUGGGGAUAAUACAUCAUAAGCUCUGUUCAUCAGCUUUCAGAGUUUUUUCUGACCAAAAACAUCCUCUGAAGCCCUAGUGCAGCUUAGACAGACCAUGACAAAGUUCUGUCAAGAGCAUUUGGCUCCGAAGGCCCAACAGAUUGACCAGGAAAAUGAAUUCAAAGGCAUGCGGGAGUUUUGGAAGAAACUUGGGGAACUGGGAGUUCUGGGGAUCACAGCUCCUGUGGAAUAUGGUGGAUCUGCUUUGGGGUAUCUGGACCACGUGCUGGUGAUGGAGGAAAUUUCUCGUGCAUCAGCAGCUGUUGGGCUUAGUUACGGUGCCCACUCAAAUCUUUGUAUCAACCAGCUGGUGCGUAACGGCAAUGAGGCCCAGAAAAAUAAGUACUUGCCCAAGCUGAUCAGCGGGGAACACAUUGGAGCCUUAGCAAUGAGCGAACCCAAUGCUGGAUCUGAUGUUGUGUCCAUGAAGCUGAAAGCAGAUAAGAAAGGAGACUACUUUGUUUUGAAUGGGAACAAAUUUUGGAUCACCAAUGGGCCAGAUGCAGAUGUUCUCAUCGUUUAUGCUAAAACUGAUGUUAAUGCUGUUCCAGCCUCCCGCGGUAUAACUGCGUUCAUUGUGGAGAGGGGAAUGCCAGGUUUCAGCACAGCCCAGAAGCUCGAUAAGCUGGGAAUGAGAGGGUCUAAUACCUGUGAAUUGAUCUUUGAAGACUGCAAGAUCCCUGCUGAAAACAUCUUGGGGACACUGAGCAAAGGAGUCUACGUUCUGAUGAGUGGAUUGGACCUGGAGAGACUCGUGCUGUCUGGUGGGCCACUGGGGCUCAUGCAAGCUGUUCUUGACCAUGCAAUUCCAUACCUACAUGUAAGAGAAGCAUUUGGACAGAAAAUUGGCCACUUCCAGCUCAUGCAGGGCAAAAUGGCUGAUAUGUACACACGGCUGAUGGCGUGUCGGCAGUAUGUCUACAACGUGGCAAAGGCCUGUGACCAGGGCCAUUUCAAUGCAAAGGACUGUGCUGGAGUGAUCCUGUAUUCAGCAGAGUGUGCUACCCAGGUGGCUCUGGAUGGGAUUCAGUGUCUGGGUGGGAACGGUUACAUCAAUGACUAUCCCAUGGGGCGUUUCCUGCGUGAUGCCAAGCUCUAUGAGAUAGGGGCAGGCACCAGUGAAGUGCGCAGACUUAUCAUUGGCAGGGCGUUUAAUGCCACUUUUAAGUAACGUCUGCCAGUGGAGGGGCAGCACCCUGACCACCACGAGGCCUUUGGCCAUAGAGGCUGGAGCGCACAAUUCUUGUUCUUCCUGCUUGUGAUUCUGGGAUCGUCACUUGUGGACUCUCUUCUGUCUGCUCUGUGAACAGAUGCUGCUGGACUGGGCUUUGACAAAAUGAAUCAGACGGUAGCAUGGAAGGAAAAGUGUUUUUUCUCUUCUCAUGAUCAUCCUGUUUAUAAGCCAUCCUGAUUCUCAGCAUUAUGGGGUUGAGGUUCAUCCAGGGGACAUGCCAUCAUUGAAGCAGGCUGGUGAGCAGUAUGCCUGAAAUAAGAGGAAGCCAUUGCUGAGCAAAGGAAGUCAAACCCCCACCCCCAGCCCCAAAAAUGGACAUAGAGGGAACAAUUUUGUUCUUUUAAAAAAAACUGAGUGCCAUUAAAUAGCUAGCAUUUUAUGAUAUUACCACUGGAAGGUGAAAUUUCCCACUGUGACCUUCCAAUGGGAUUAAUAACUUCCAUUUUGGGAACUCGACACCAACCACAUCAUGGGGGUGGCUGUCAUGAACACUCAAGCAUCAUUGAUGCACAAGCAGUGUUUUAGGUGAUGAUUCCUAAAACCUCGUUAAAAUACCACAUCUGUUUCUUUGCAUACUUCCUUUCCUAUUCCUGCUGCUUCUCAAGAUAUUUUAGCACAGCCCCAAGUCUUUGCUCCUCUGAUUGACUACCUCCUGCUGUGUUAUUCAUUCAGAGGUGUCACCAUCCAUCAUUCUGGUAACAGUUAAAACGUCAGACCUGUAUUGUGACAUCCAUGAAUGAAGCAGGCAGGAGGAGGUUGACUUUUUGGGUUGGGGUUAUUUGGUUUUUUGGUUUUUUUUUUUUUUUCUGAGGGUUGUUCUUUUGACAAAAGCAUGUACUCACACUCCACCUUCAGUUGGUUAAAGAAGUCAGAGCGAGCACAGCAGUAUUUGUGGGUGUUUUCAGUGCAUACUAUAUGCAGCAAAUUGAAGUUUACCUAGCCUUAUUAAAGAAAAUGGCACAGUAUACUGCCAGCCUUAAAGAGUGAAUCACAAAGAAAAAUCAGAUGUUGUAAAUAUGACAGAACAAUUAAUUAAACAGUUGCCAUGUAGGCAAUCUACCAGUAAUUUAAAAAAAAAAAAAAAAAGAGCUUAAAGCUUUGUGGUUUGUUUUUUUUGUUGUUGUUGUAGUUGACAUCUAUCUGUACCAGGUGAUGGUAGACUAAUAAGAAUUUAAAAAUGCCACAGAUUCAAGAAAAAUUCAUCUUCCUGAAUUGCCAGGUAGGUCACCAAGUGUUUAUAGAAGUUAUAGAACUUUAUCCAGAAAUAGAAACAGCUUCUGAAGUCAUGGUGGCAAUGCCUUCUUCCAAAGCUUCAUGUUUAUUCAGCUGUGGUGGAUGGCUGUCACUCUGGAGGUGUCCCAGGGUUCGAUUUUCAACCUUAAUCCCUGGAUGGAGGUAGCAGAGAGUGGACAGAGAUGGCCUGUCAAGAAUAUCUUGUUGAGCUGCACCUGAAAAUGCUUUGGAAAUGAGCCUUGAAGUGAAGUGCAUGUCACAUGUGAAACACUAAGUGUGUUACUGUAUGUUAAGAAUUUAUUUAUGUGACCAGACACUUAUAUUUUAUCACAGAAUGAUUACAGAUGUUGUCUUCUCUUGUAUGUGCAAGUCACAAAACCACUGCAGCUGCUACAGCCCAAUCUAGUGUCCCAUGAAAGCCUGAGGGCAGGCAGGAGUUUUUGGAUUUGCCCACGCGAUUCGGGUAGCAGAUUCCUGCUGUGAUGAGUAAGGGUGGCUGCGCAGCCCCAAACCCCUCAGCCCUCGUCCCUCCCAGCGCUGCGGGCUGCCCAUGAUUUUUCCAGCAGUCUGGCCAGGGCAGGUAUGCAGCAAUGGGUGCUGCAGGGCUCAGCUGCUCUCUACAGUAGCUGCAGUUUCUGUGUCCCAGUAAAAUGGCAAAUCUAACUGGAGAGGUGGUGGGAGUGCUUGCAAGGGCGGUGAGGAGCACAGGCACAGCAUCUCCAACACAUAUCGGAAACUCGUAUUUUACCUGUAUGUUCUUCAGCUCUUUGAUAUGGGAAUGAAUCACUGCAAUUUUCGUUGAAGACUCAAAAGAUCAUAGGAACUGAA